Adineta ricciae is the source of this 1221-nucleotide messenger RNA. The record is from the annotation of a GenBank genome assembly. NCBI's taxonomy places the organism in Eukaryota, Metazoa, Rotifera, Eurotatoria, Adinetida, Adinetidae.
AUGGAUAAUAAUCAGAAUAAAAGUGAAUCACUCAAUAGAAAUAGUCGUCUGCAAAAAUGGUGGCGUGACCCACGAGCGAAAAUCAUCGGUAUUGCUGGUGUGAUUAUCGUAGUUUUUAUAGUGACGUUGUCGCUAUUGUUGAAAUUCGUUGUUUUCGCACCUACCAAGCCAGUAAACUCUACCACGACCAUUACAUCAACGCUAACACCACUAACAACAACAACAACAACGACAUCGACUUCAUCGUCAACAACGACUACGACCACAACUCAACGACCAAGCUGGUCUAGUACUGGUAAUAUGAACAGUCCACGAAGCUACCAUCAAGCAUCUGUUUUAACCAAUGGAAAGGUGUUAGUUACGGGUGGAUAUAAUUAUAAUCAUUCUCUAAGUAGUGCUGAACUGUAUGAUCCAUCGACGGGAACAUGGACAAUGACUGGUAACAUGCAUAAUGCACGAUACAAACAUAAGUCAUCCGUCUUAAAAGAUGGAAAAGUAUUAGUUAUUGGUGGAGUUUCGAAUGGUGUGUCGACGAAAAGUGCCGAGUUAUAUGAUCCAACAACCGGUAAUUGGACCGUGACUGUGACUGGUGGAUCGGGUGAACGUGAUUCGGAACGGAGUGCUGAACUAUAUGAUCCAUUAACAGGUGAAUGGACACGUACUGGUGACAUGCAUAUUGAACGGAUUUCCCAUACUGCAUCCAUCUUAAAAGAUGGAAAAGUGUUAGUCACUGGAGGAGGUUUUGCUGACUAUGGAAGCAGUACUGAGUUGUAUGAUCCGGUAACAGGUAACUGGACGUUGACUAGUAGAAUGCAUCAUGGACGAGGAGGGCACACAGCAUCCGUCUUAAAAAACGGAACGGUUUUAGUUGUUGGUGGAGAUAGUUCCACUGGCGCUGCAUAUACUGCUGAGUUUUAUGAUCUAGCGACAGGUAAUUGGACUAUAACUGGUAGAUUAAUCACUACACGAUGGUAUCACACAGCAUCCGUGUUAAUAAAUGGAAAAUUAUUAGUUGCUGGUGGAAGUAUUGCUGGGUACAAUAUCACUGAGUUGUAUGAUCCAUCAACAGGUAAUUGGAGCAGUGCUGGUAACAUGAAGUCAGCACGAAAAGAUCACGCAGCAUCUAUUUUAACGAAUGGUAAAGUAUUGGUUACUGGUGGAGAUGAUAAUGGUAUUUAUCUUAAUGGUGCUGAAUUGUAUGAUCCAGUAACAGAAACUUAA